Molecule: messenger RNA, 1037 nt
Organism: Aegilops tauschii subsp. strangulata
Lineage: Eukaryota; Viridiplantae; Streptophyta; Magnoliopsida; Poales; Poaceae
Product: altered inheritance rate of mitochondria protein 25-like
Biological process (GO): plasma membrane phospholipid scrambling
Cellular component (GO): plasma membrane
Molecular function (GO): phospholipid scramblase activity
Source: RefSeq, a predicted model, not a curated record
AACUGAAGCCUCUGCUCUCAAGGGCCAGACUCAUCAUUACCAGGAAAGUAGAAUGGGCAAGUAUCAUGUUUGCGUAUGCGCAGGAGACUAGAUACAUCAUAAAGGAUCCACGCACUCCUCGGAGAAAAACUCCUGUGGGUUUAAUUCGAGAGAAAAGCAACGUCAUCCUUAGGCAGCUACUUUGGACAAGGCGACCAUUCGUUGCAGAAUUUACUGAUGCCAAGGGUAAUGAGAUAUUCACGGUUCGCCGGCCUUUUAGGUGGAUCAACAGCUCCAUUUAUGCAGAAGUGGAUGGCAAGGAGGUAGGUGUAGUCCACAGUCGUUGGCAUCUUUGGCGUAGAAAUUAUGACUUGUACUUAGGGAAUAAGCAGUUUGCUGUGGUGGAGAAUCCUGGAUUUUGGAGCUGGUCCUUUGCCCUGUUUGAUGAGGAUGAUAAUUUAGUAGCCAUAAUUGACCGCAAGGUUAGGGGAGUUGGUUGGGAGUGCAUGCAGCACUUCACGAAUGCUUCCCAGUAUGAAGUUCGGUUUGGUGAUGCUGGAAAAGGCACUGAUAAAGUUUUUUGUUUCGCUAAAGAUAUGGACAACGAUCUUCGCGUGUUUCUCCCGCUGGAUUUACCCGAGAGGGCUGUUGCUCUUGCUCUUGCAGUGUCUCUGGACCAUGACUGCUUCUCCAGGAGACGAUUGGGCUGGGUUCUUCGUCUUUUAGGCGCCUGACGGAAUUGCAGAAAACACUGCUGUUGGGGCAGGCCUAGAAAUGGCAGUCCCCCAUUCGAUCGUCUUUAGCACAAUUCCUCUUUGUUAUGACCGGCAUAGCGCUUAGCCCAGUGGGUUAUGGCCCAAGUAUCUUAAUUAGGGGCUUAGCCCAAUUAUCUUAUCGUAUUAGGAUGGUUUGCUUAGGAGUCAAGUAAACCUCUAUAUAAGGAGAGGAGAUGUAUCAAUCUAAUCAAGCAAGAAGCAAUCAUAAUUUGCUCGGCUUCCCUUAGGGAGCCGAGAGACCUAAACCCUAGCCGCCUCCUGCCUUCGCCGCCGCUGCUUCCG